AAGCUAUGAGAGAUGAAAAAUAUUCACCUUAUAAACAAGGAUCACAUAGAUACCUCUCUCCAUACAGAAUGCGUAGAGGUGUUCAUUAUAGUCGGCAAAGAACCUACAGUCAGGGAAGUGACACUGACGAGCAUGUCAUAGUGGAAAGUUCAAUGUAUGAUCUUGAGGAUGAAGGUGUACAGGGACCUUUCCCACCAAUGCCUGUUCAUGUUCAUCAGAGUGGACCAGUGGAGGGGAAAUCUGGAGGAUGCUGGGGUAAACUACGCAGAAGAGGUCGAACCUCUCCCUCUCUAAACCAUCCUAGGAAUCUGGUUCAUGAUCACUAUGCUGACCAGUUUGUCCAAGGCUGUGACAUGCAGGUCGAUGAUGAAAUUUAUGAAGAACAAG
Anneissia japonica is the source of this 387-nucleotide messenger RNA. RefSeq lists its product as uncharacterized. NCBI's taxonomy places the organism in Eukaryota, Metazoa, Echinodermata, Crinoidea, Comatulida, Comatulidae. The transcript is spliced from 4 exons. The annotation marks the transcript as partial. The record is from RefSeq and is a predicted model, not a curated record.